Messenger RNA from Gossypium arboreum, 1233 nucleotides. RefSeq lists its product as uncharacterized. The record is from RefSeq and is a predicted model, not a curated record. Lineage: Eukaryota; Viridiplantae; Streptophyta; Magnoliopsida; Malvales; Malvaceae. The transcript is spliced from 2 exons. Bases 202 to 999 code for a protein of 265 amino acids.
AAACGCUUACAACAGUUGUAAGUAAAAUAUUUUCAGCUGAAUGCAUUUUCAGUUAAGUUACCUGAAAAUACCUCCAGGUGAAAGUGUUUUCCCUAAGAGUAAGGUGCUACUUUCUUCAAUGGCUAUUUAAUUAGUAAUAUAUAUAUAUAUAUAUAUAACUAUGUUUGAAUGGAUGUCAUAUGAGGAUCCGACAAUUUAAGAAUGCAUCCCAUCGAAAUUUUUGGUGAAUCCAACAUCUGGCAUGUGAAGGUGUUAUUGGUAGUGAACACUACUGUAGAGAUGUACGAGUCGGAUAGAGUGUUGCAGCAAUUCGAGUUCAGGCAACAAAUUUCAGUGGCACCUCAAGACCUCGAUGAUCUACAUCCUAUCGACUUGCAAGGGAGGAUAGAUGAGAAUAGGUUGAUAUUCCACGCACAAUAUAUCAACAUGUGGAACAAUAUGUACGAGUUUUUACCUACUAGCGAGGUCAUUGUCGUUCCAGAGCUAGCCUACGAUCCGAAGUACAUACAAUGGUUUAGGGUUUAUGGCAAGUUAUACUUGUUAGGGGAAGAGGCGAGGAGUCGACAACCACAUACGAGGAGGUCACGACAGGCGCCUAUACAUCCAAGGUCUAGCGAGGUGGGUCCGUUGUCAGCACCUACACAAGAACCAACACCGAUAGCCGCACCACCCCUAAGUCAGUUUGUCUCGUCUUAUUCUGGUUUUGUUUUUGGACCUUUAUCCCUGGUGUAUUACAUGCUGAUGCCAUCGAUAUUUUCGACAACGACGAUGCCAACGACGACGUAUGGGCCAUCUAUGAUUCGGGCACCGACCGAGAGUCCAAUUGCUAUGUCAUCGAUGUAUGGGACACAAUAUAGUUAUACCUCUAUUCCGAUGGUGCCUCAAAUACCUCCAGGAUCAUUGUUCUACCAAGGUGGAUCAUUUACCCAACCACAUAUUCCUAGACAGGAGGAUGCACGGGUAACCAAGGAGCAAUCAGUCGUAAUCAACCACAAAUGAAGGUGAAGAAGAUGAUAGGCCAAGACCACAACCUAUACCGGAGGUCGAACCAAGAAGGAAUCCGUCUCGCAACCGCUGGUUAACCCGAUGUAACACAUAUUCUAAUCGGGGAUUAGAUUGAUUUACUUUAUUAUUGUACUUCUUAUGUUCACAUUGAAAUAAAUAUCAAACGUUUUUAUUGUAUCGAUUUUGUACAUUAUUAUGUUUUUAAAUCAAUAUCAUUUUUUCAUUAAA